AUGUACGUUUGCCGGUUAAGUACUGUUCGCGUCCCCCUUCCCCCUCCGCCGUUCGUGGUACUGCCAUAACCUCAAAUUACUACGUGCGUAAUUUACCGGGUUUUAUUUAUUUUUUUUUUGAGGAAAAAAAAGACGAAAAAUGCGAAUAAGUGCGUGAUGGUUUAAGCGCGGAUUAAUUUUCUUUUUACUGGUAAAACUGUCCUGCGGUACGAUGAUGAUCAUGAUGAUGAUGAUGCGGGGAUGUGUGGCCCUGGUUUGGUUUUUGGCCGGUUUUCGAUUAGCUCUAGCGGCCCCCUCGACGGACGCCUGCCCCCUGGACAGCCUCCUCAAGGAUAACCACUGCGUCUGCAACCCCUUCUCGUGUCAGAAACCCCCUUGCCUCUCCACCCUGACCCUCCGCACUAAAGGAACCGAAGAGCCGGGCUCCUGCUGUCCCAUUUACACCUGCGAGGGGUGCAAGAACGACACCUUGCUGGACGGGAAGUGUCCCUGCGCCCCCGGGGCCACCAUUAACCACUUGGGGGUGUGCGAGUGUGUCGACAAGGAGCGCCACCUGGUGGACGGGGAGUGCGUGUGCAACCCUCGGUUCUGCGAGCUGCCCAGGUUGGUUUGUGAUAGAAAGAGCGUGCCAACCACCAUAGAGGACGGCUGCUGCAGGAAAACCAGAUGCGUCCCCUGCCCCUUGGAUAGCGAGAGCACCAACCUGGACACGGCUGAACUGGAGGAUCACUGCGUCUGUUUGCCCUGCGUCAACGAUUGUGGACUAAAUAAAACCGUCGUGAUCAAGAAAAAGGGUACCGGGUUCCCGGGGAACUGUUGCGACCUGUACGAGUGUCGUCCCCUGUUGGUGGAGAAGGAAAACGACUGCGUGGUGGGCGACAUCAUGUACAAGAACGGCGAGGAGUGGUUCACCGACGAGAACCAAAAGUGCACCUGUGAAAAUGGGGUGAGUUUGUGUGCUGCCAUGAUGGUUGAACAGCCCCCGUUGGACUGCUGGGACGAGUCAGUGGUCUACAAGCACAACGAGACUUGGCUUAAAGAGAAGGGCUGCACCCUGUGCCAGUGCCUCAACGGCGAACCGAAGUGCAUAAGCCACUACUGCGACGUACCGAAAGAGGGGCACAUAGCGGCCAACGAGUCUGUGCCCUGCGUCCGGGAGGAGCGCGUCUGGAACCACCUGGAGCAGUGGCAAGAGGUCGACGGGUGUACCGAGUGCACUUGCCUCAAUGGUGAGGAGCGUUGCGACUCGAAGCCCUGCGAGAACCACGAGCCCAAGCAAGAAGUACCCGGAUCAGGUGAGUGUCAGCCGCUAACCUCGUGCAGCAAGCGCUGCCCGCACGGCUUCAAGCUUAACAAAAAGGGCUGCGAGGUGUGCAAAUGUAACCCGGCGAAGGUCAGCCCCGAAUUGCUGGGCAGGUACAACAUCACGUACCCCCAGCUGAUCCAGAUCCUGGAUGAGUACAGCCAGAGAAGCACCACGCCCUCGUUCGUGCCCACGGUGGUGUUGAUUAGGAGGCACGACGGUGAGCAGGUCACCAGUACCGAUGGCGGCGAGACCAUUAUUACCCCAAUGAGUCGUCCGGAUGAUGAUAAAUCCUGCUGGAUCAUCACUGGCGCCCUCUCGCUCCUGAUCCUGGGAAUAAUCGCGAGCGUGGCAGGGAUCUGCAUUUACAAAAUGAACAAGAGGCAGUACAGCGUGACGCCAUCAAGGGGCAGCUACCACAGCGUGACCAAUUCGACCGUCGACAACAACAACACGAUCAAAAUGAAAAAACACUCGCUCCGGUUCGAUAGUGUCGAAUAAUCGCGACUCGAUCCGGUCCGUAUCGAUUAAUCGAUACAGGCUUGAUUGAUCGAUCGAGACCCACGUUAAAAUUUGAUUAUUGGCUCGAUUGGGGAUUAUUGGCUUGAAUAUAUCGAGGCUGACUAAUUUGAGAAUUCGUGACCCUCAUGUUUGUAAAAUAACUAGGGGUCCAUGUCCGGCCCAGUCGAGCCAAUAAAAGGAUUUUAUUUAUUGUUGUUUUUUGUGAUAAAUACGUUGUUUGAUUAUUUAUUUUUGGGUCGGUUAAGCAGGGUUCUUCUUGGUGAGAAACAUGACAUGGUUUUAUUUGGUUUAAUUCGAUCUCUUUUUGGACGUUUUUUUUUUAUUUUAGUAUUAUUCGGUUAUUAAAAAAAAAUUAAAAUAAAUUAGUGUGUUGUUCCUAUUGUUAAGACUUUACUUAUUUAUAUUUUAGCUGUAAAUGUGACAGACUAAAUGCGGUUAAGUAUACGAAUUGUUUGUUCACUUUGGUCUGCAUAUGGUGGCUCUCAGUAUUUCGCACAAAAAAGUAUUUUUUAAAUGAGUUGUACAUAAUUUUAGUUCGUAAAUUUGUGAUUUAAUCGUUCUAAAACACGGUAGCUAAGUCGCAAUAAAACAAUAUUCGCUUUAUAUUAAAAAGAAAAAUACAUAAUUUUGUUCCUAUCUGUUGUCUAAGCUUGUUAAUAAAAUAUCGUAGGUUAGGGUUUCACGAUCAUGUGAUAAAACGAAAACUAAUGUUAAUAACCUGAAGAUUUAUUUAUUUUUUUUGUUCUUAAAUAAUUUUAGUUGAGGUUAGAUCGGGCGGUCGUGCGGAAAAUCCUUUUUCUGCCUGGCUAGUAUAGUAGUUUAAUAAGGUAGUCGUAAAAGCUGUUAUUGUAUAUAUGUUUCGAGUAAUGUAAGCGUUAAGAAUGCAAAAAUAUAGUGAUUAGUAAGUUU
Messenger RNA from Anthonomus grandis grandis, 2734 nucleotides. Its product is annotated as cysteine-rich motor neuron 1 protein-like. The record is from RefSeq and is a predicted model, not a curated record. The coding region runs from base 212 to 1804 and encodes 530 amino acids. Gene Ontology annotation, molecular function: serine-type endopeptidase inhibitor activity. The transcript has 6 exons. Lineage: Eukaryota; Metazoa; Arthropoda; Insecta; Coleoptera; Curculionidae.